Molecule: messenger RNA, 774 nt
Organism: Monoraphidium neglectum
Lineage: Eukaryota; Viridiplantae; Chlorophyta; Chlorophyceae; Sphaeropleales; Selenastraceae
Exons: 7
Coding region: 1-774 (257 amino acids)
Source: RefSeq, a predicted model, not a curated record
AUGUACGUCAUCAAGCACGUGUCCCUGCUCAACCCAGGCGCCAUGUACCAGCUGAUCGGCAUCAACCUGGAGACGGGCAACCCCCAGGCCGCCUCUGAUGAGUUCUGGCAGGCCGUGGUGGGGCAGCUGCGGCUCACGCCAAAGCAGGUCGACGACGCGUGCGCCGCGUUUGAGCUGUACACAUACCAGGCCUCAAAGGUGCUGGCGGAGCGGCAGGAGCUGCACAACCGCCUCAUGGGCCGCCCUUCGGACGCGCCCGCGCACGACACUGCAAACAGCGUCGCCGGGCUGGCGGGGUCGAGCCCGCGCUGCUCUUCACUGGACGGGCCCGUGUGUCGGCUGGAAGUCCUGGAGGCGCUGGCGCGCAACCUCAAGAAGGAGCACUCCAUGAGGCUGAUGCUCAAUUGCUUCUUCUACAACCGCGUGCUGACGGGGCUGCAGCUGUCGCAGGCCGCCGUCUUCUCCUUCCCUCUCUUCCCAGACGUCUAUGCCAUGAUGUGCGUCAUCGCUGAGGACGGCGCCGCGCGCUCCCCCGCCGGCCAGCGGCGCCUCGUCUUCGCCCACCACGCCCAGGAGCUCCGGGACGCCGCCUCCAGCGCCGCCCGCGCGCGCGCCGCGCGCCUCGCCGGCGGCGGCGGCAGCGGCAGCGGAGGGUCCGGGUCGUUCGCGGGCAGCUUGGGCUCGGGCAGCUUCGGGGCGGCCGCCGGCGUCGCGGCGGCCGCGGCGGCGGCGAGCCUCGAGGCCGGGAUAAAGCACGAGAUGGAGCAGCUGUGA